Messenger RNA from Monoraphidium neglectum, 522 nucleotides. RefSeq names its product NADH:ubiquinone oxidoreductase 16.3 kDasubunit. The coding region runs from base 1 to 522 and encodes 173 amino acids. The record is from RefSeq and is a predicted model, not a curated record. The transcript has 3 exons. Lineage: Eukaryota; Viridiplantae; Chlorophyta; Chlorophyceae; Sphaeropleales; Selenastraceae.
AUGCUGGUGCAGGCCACGCUCGCCGCGCAGCGGGGCCCUGCGGCCACGCUGCCGCAGCUGCUCGGCACGCUGCAGCGGUGGUUCGCCGCUGAGGCCAAGGGCGCGGCCGGCGGCAGCGCCGCCAUCACCCCUGCGCCCAGCAAAAAAGACAAGUGGGCGGCUGUGAAGCUGCCCGAGGACACGGUGGCGGCCAUCCCCGAGACCACGCUGCCGGGGCAGGCGUUUGUCGGCGACCUGCGCUCCACCAGCGGCCUGGGCCUGGGCGACGGGAAGACGAGCCACACCUCCAAGUGGCUGACGGCUGGUGCCAAGUCUCCGAUGGAUUACAUACAGGAGGCUGAGCCCAUCAAGGUGUCGGGCAUGGUGGUCGCCAGCUACGGCAGCGACGACCCGAACCUGGGGUGCCCGGUGGAGUACAUCAGCCUCAAGGGCACCAGUUAUGACAAGCCGGCGGUCUGCAAAUACACGGGGAACAAGGUGUGGGGGGUUUGGGGGCAGGAACGGAAACUGGGAGGCGGCUGA